This is a messenger RNA of Aquila chrysaetos chrysaetos, 3151 nucleotides long. RefSeq names its product solute carrier family 22 member 13-like. The transcript has 10 exons. Gene Ontology annotation, cellular component: membrane. Gene Ontology annotation, molecular function: transmembrane transporter activity. The coding region runs from base 39 to 1697 and encodes 552 amino acids. NCBI's taxonomy places the organism in Eukaryota, Metazoa, Chordata, Aves, Accipitriformes, Accipitridae. The record is from RefSeq and is a predicted model, not a curated record. Gene Ontology annotation, biological process: transmembrane transport.
CCCUGUGGAAAGUCUGUCCGAGCGCUGUCCCGCUUCAGAUGCAGCUGCCAAUGUCAGGCGUCGGGGAAAUUUGGAAAGCGGUUGGUGAUUUUGGGCCGUUUCAGAAAUGGCUGGUGCUGCUCACCUUGUUUCCCUGCCUCAGUGUGGCUUUCCACCAGUUUUGCCAACUUUUUAUGGUUCAACACGUGCCGCACCGCUGCGACACCAGCUGGAUCCGUGCCAUCGGCCCCAACCUGACGGAGGAAGAGCAGCUGAACCUCACCUUGCCCCGGGAUGCGGAUGGUGCGUACGAGCAGUGCUCCAUGUACUCGCCGGUGGACUGGGACCUUGGCUCCAUCAUGCUGUACGGCCUGAACGCCACGGAGAAGUGCAGCGAUGGCUGGGUGUACCCCUCAGCGCAACCGCCGUCCCUGCUGACCGAGUUUGACCUGGUGUGUGACAGGAAGGACCUGAACGACAUCUCCCAGUCCAUCUACAUGAUGGGCCUGUUCUUGGGAUCCAUGAUUUUUGGGCCACUAAGUGACAGGAUCGGCCGCCGGCCAGUCAUUCUGAUCUCCAUCUUCCUCCAGGGCUUGUUUGGCGUAGGAAUUGCCUUUGUGCCCCAUUUCUAUGUGUACAUGGCCUUCAGAUGUGUCGUGGGGGCUUCUGUGUCAGGGAUCACCAUGACGAUACUGGCUUUAGCCACAGAAUGGGUUGGUGUCUCCUCCCGGCCAAAGGCAGUGCUUAUUUCUCACUGCUGUUUCGCCAUCGGACAGAUGAUUUUGGCCGGCUUGAGUUAUGGUAUUCGCAACUGGAGGCUGCUGGAGAUUGCGGGAUCUGCUCCUAUAUUUGCCUUAUUCUUCUACAUCUGGGUGCUGCCAGAAUCAGCUCGGUGGCUGGUGACAAAAGGCAGAAUAGAAGAAGCUAAGAAGGUCCUUCAGAAGGCGGCAUCCAUCAACAAGCGCACCAUCUCACCAGGACUCCUUGAGCAGUUGAAGCCUGAGAAACAGACCAAGUCUGGAAGUCCUCUGGAUCUCUUUCGGAAGAAACACCUCCGGAAGGUGACUUUAAUCAUGUCGUGCGCCUGGUUUGUGAACAGCCUUGUCUACUACGGGCUGAGUCUGAACGUGACAAAUUUUGGUCUGGACAUCUACCUGACUCAGCUUGCGUUCGGAGGAGUGGAAAUCCCAGCCCGUAUUGGUUGUAUCUUCAUUCUGCAGUGGUUCGGGAGGAAGAAAAGCCAGGCUGUUCUCCUGCUGCUGAGCGGCCUGGUGUGCCUGAUCAUCACUGUCAUCCCUGAAGACCAGCCCGCCACCGCCACCGUCCUGGCCGUCCUCGGCAAGUUCGCCGCCUCGGCCUCCUUCUCCACCUCCUACGUCUACUCGGCGGAGCUCUUCCCCACGGUGGUCAGGCAGACCGGCGUGGGACUGUGCUCCAUGUCGGCGCGGCUGGCGGGGAUCGCGGCCCCGCUGACGCGACUCCUGGGCCGCUACCACCGCGCCGUCCCCAUGGCCAUCUUCGGGAGCGCCCCUGUGGUGGGGGGGCUGCUCUGCCUCCUCUUGCCCGAGACCCGCGGCACCGACCUGGCGGACGACACCGGGGAUGGCGGCCCCCCGCCGCAGGUCUGUGAAAAUGCCAACAGCAGCUCUGAAAAUGGACACAUAAAAGGAAAAGGAGGUGGCCGAGACAAUGAGUGCACAAAGACCACUCACUUCUAGCUGGGCCUGCAAGCAGCUGUAGCUAAAGGCAGCCUAGUGCUGGGCUGGCACUGAGGACAGGCAGGUCUCCGUUUGCAGGACACCACCACCUCUCAAGCGGUCACUGCCAAUUCUUAGUUUUCCUUUUCUUUUUUGCCUUCCUGUAUCUCCCUCUAUAGCUUGUCCUCAGGCACUGCAUGCUAACUCUGGUGUUCAACAGUGCUCUCGCUGGAGAAAAUCUGAUGCUUUUCAUUUAGGGGAAAAAAGAAAGAAAUCAGAAACCAGGGUGGAGGCAACAUUUUAUCUUCCUUUUGAGUCUGCAAACUUUGCCCAAGCGAGACACAUGCUAGAGCAUUGACUAGACUUGCAACAGAGUGCUGUGCUCACUAAAGAGAAAGCCAGAGCAGAUGCAGCACGGAAAACAAUCUCACACUUGCAAGAAGGAGUGAUUUCUCUUGACUGUCUAGCAUGAUCUUCUCACCUUCUCUUAAAAACACUCCUUUUUAUUUUUUUUUUUUAAAUUUGAGACACUCAGCUGAGAAAAAAGAGAUGCUUUGGAAGAAACAACAAGCAGUGAGCAAGGAUGUCUAACAGGCAGCAGAAUUUUCACCUUAGUGCUGGUGGCUUUGAAUUAAAGCAUGUCAUGAUGCUUUGUGCACGGAAAAUUGCGCUGUCGGGCUGUGGUGUAGGACAGCAUUAAUUUGUCUGUUCCAGGAAACCGAGAGAUGUUGUGGCAGUUGGUCUCUUAGAAGAAAGUGCAAAUCUUUCUGGGAACUAUCAGGUCUAUCCUACUCUGUUCUAGUCUAUUGCUUCUUGCUGUAUCCAUUUCUGUCUUUAAACGGUUUAGGACCACUUUUGUCUUAUACUGUGAUGAAAAAACACGUGCUUUUCCUGUGCUUCCCCUCCUCUUGUCUCCUGUCCCUCAAGAUGACUUUCUUUUACCACUGGCUUGGUACAGAUGAAGCCCAGAAGUUAGGCAGUGGUGGUGUUCCAGCUUUGUCUGUAUACAGCUCAAAGGCUAUUUUCUGGUAGUGUCAAGAAGCUUUUCAAGCAGACUUUAUUUCUUCUCCCUGUUGUCAUGCCUGCAUGUUUUCCAUGGAUCAAAGUACCCCACAGAUAUGCAGUUUGAUGAAGACAGAGUUUUGGAUAAAGUCAGUGACAUGGGACAAUGCCCCACCAGGAGGGGCUGUCUGUGGUGCCAUCUUCUCUCUGGCACUGCUUUUCAAAGGAUUUGCUGUGGUGCUCCUGUUCAGUGGCCCUGAGUAUAGAGGAGCUCGGUCCUUUGCCCAAGGGCACUUUUUCCUUGGCAAAGGCUGAGGGCUGGCUCCUUUGGGCUUUUAUGGAAAAUAAAAUGUUGAGGGUAAAGGCUGAGGGAAGAGCUUGGAGCAAAAGGAGUGAACCACGGCUCCUUUUGGGAAUUCUGCUCUGAGAUGCUCUGUUUCAGGUUGCCUCAAAAAUAAAGGUGUCCAAGCACA